CCGGGGAUGAGGCUUGGUGGGUGCCAGGGGUGCUGAGGAGGCCGAGGAGGGCACUCGGAGCUCCGAUCCGGAAGAGCUGUCUGAGGACGCUGAACCGGGUGGGGAGGCCAGGGAGGUAACCAAGAGUCCGAGCCGGGCCCGAACUAUUCCUUUUUCUAAAAGAAGAGCUCAAAAGAGAAGGUUCAUCUCUUAGAAAUCUCAAAGCCAUGUCUCAGCUGAUGCCCUGUAUUCCUACAAAACAAAUUCAUUGAUGAACUAGAGUAUGCCCUUACAGGGAUCAGUGUCAUUCAAGGAUGUGACUGUGGACUUCACCCAGGAGGAGUGGCAACAACUAGACCCUGCUCAGAAGGCCCUCUACAGGGAUGUGAUGUUGGAAAAUUAUUGCCACUUCAUAUCUGUGGGGUUUCACAUGGCUAAGCCUGAUAUGAUCCGCAAGUUGGAACAAGGAGAGGAGCUGUGGACACAGAGAAUUUUUCCAAGUUACAGCUACCUAGAAGCAGAUGGGAAAACUGAAGAUGUCUUAGUGAAGUUCAAAGAAUACCAAGACAGGCAUUCUAGAUCCCUCAUACUUAUUAACCACAAAAAACUAAUUAAGGAGAGAAGUAAUAUUUAUGGUAAAACACUUACUCUAGGCAAGAACCAUAUUUCAAAAACAACACUAUGUGAAUGUAAACCUGAUGGAAAAGUUUUGAAAAAUAUUUCAGAACUAGUCAUUAGAAAUAUAAGCCCCAUAAAAGAGAAGUUUGGUGAGAGUAUUGGAUGGGAGAAACCACUUCAUAAUACUAAGCAUGAGAAAAUUCAUCCUGCAGUGAAUCUCCAUAAACAAACAGAAAGAGUUCUCAGUGGUAAACAAGAGCUUAUUCAGCAUCAGAAGGUUCAAACUCCAGAGCAACCAUUUGACCAUAAUGAAUGUGAAAAAUCCUUCCUGAUGAAAGGAAUGCUAUUUACACAUACUAGAGCUCACAUAGGAGAAAGAACCUUUGAAUACGAUAAAGAUGAAAUUGCCUUCAUAGAAAAGUCAAGUCUCAGUGUCCAUCCAAGUAAUCUUAUGGAAAAGAAGCCCUCUGCCUGCAACAAAUAUGGGAAAUUCCUCUGCAGAAAGUCUGUUUUUAUUGUGCCUCAGAGACCUCAAACAGAAGAGAAACCCUUUCAAUGUCCUUACUGUGGGAAUAGCUUUAGAAGGAAGUCAUACCUCAUUGAACAUCAGCGAAUUCACACAGGUGAAAAACCUUAUGUUUGCAAUCAAUGUGGAAAGGCCUUCCGUCAGAAGACAGCCCUCACCCUUCAUGAGAAAACACACAUAGAGGGGAAACCCUUUAUUUGUAUUGAUUGUGGGAAGUCUUUCCGCCAGAAGGCCACCCUCACUAGACAUCACAAAACACAUACGGGGGAGAAAGCCUAUGAAUGUCCUCAGUGUGGAAGUGCCUUUAGGAAGAAGUCAUACCUCAUUGAUCACCAGAGAACUCACACAGGAGAGAAACCGUAUCAGUGUAAUGAGUGUGGGAAGGCAUUUAUCCAGAAAACAACCCUCACUGUGCAUCAGAGAACUCACACAGGAGAGAAACCCUAUAUUUGCAAUGAAUGUGGGAAGUCCUUCUGCCAAAAGACAACCCUCACUCUCCACCAGAGAAUUCACACAGGGGAGAAACCGUAUAUUUGUAAUGAAUGUGGGAAGUCUUUCCGCCAGAAGGCAAUCCUCACUGUUCAUCACAGAAUACAUACAGGAGAGAAAUCCAAUGGCUGUCCUCAGUGUGGGAAAGCCUUUAGUAGGAAAUCAAACCUCAUUCGCCAUCAGAAAACUCACACAGGAGAGAAACCAUAUGAGUGUAAACAGUGUGGGAAGUUCUUCAGUUGUAAGUCAAACCUAAUUGUCCAUCAGAAAACUCACAAGGUAGACACCAUGGGAAUUCAGUAAGUAAUGUGACUUUUUUUGUAAAAAAUUUUUUAAGUCAUAGUAAACCCUGUACAUGAUGUUGCUUGCUAUUGUAAUAAUAUACAACAGUUUAAGGUAUCCUACUGUUUGCCAGCCUAUAAACACACACACACACACACACACACACACACAAUUAGACAAAUUACAUGACAGAAAUCAUUUAAAAUCCAAAUUUUUUAUUACUAGCUUCAGCAGACAAAAACUUCCUCUGUCAAGGUAUUAUAAACAUUUAAAAUCACAUUUUCCAUUUCAAUACACAUCUUUCUGUUAAGCAGUAAUAAACAGUUGGCCAACUGACUGUGCUCCAUGGACUAUAGAGUGAGUAGACAUUCUUUAAAAGAAGGAGGCAUGAACUGUAUUUCGCAUUGCAAAUACAAAAUAAAAAUUAGUUGUUACUGCCUCACAGUUGACCAUGAUUCUGACUUCUAACAUUACAAAGUAGUUUUUACAUAUUAUAAAUCAUUAUGUGUCAUGUAUUCUUUCAUAUACAGCUUAUUACAUUCAUCAUGUCCCUGAGUCUGAUCAUUAGUGCAUGUAGCAGAAGUUUAUUUUUAUUCAGUAUAGAGUUCUAUUAUAUGAUUAUAUCACAAUUUAUCCAUUCUACUGUUGAUGGACUUUUACAUUGUUUACAGCUUAGGGUCAUAAUAAAUAAUGCUUCUGAGAACAUACUUGUCUUGGUGCACAUACAUGCAUUUCUCUUGUGUAUAUACUUAGGAAUGGAAUCGCUGGGUCUUAGAACAUAUGUGUAUUCAGUCAGAUACUGCCAGACAAUUCAGAACUUUCACCACAUGAGAUCACACUGAAGGAAAGCAGCUAUAAGUUUUAUCAAUAUGUGCUGGUUCAAACCAGAAAAUUCAUGCUAGAGGAAAAAAUCUAUCAAUGUUAUUGUGAAAACUGGGGAUGUGAAUAUAUAAGAUUCAGCCAGAGCCCAUAUCUUCCAGACAAAUGUAAUAAAUGUGAGAUUGCUGUUAGCCACAGCUAAUGCCUUAUUGGAAAGCAAAAAGUCUACCAAAGAAGGAGAAGCAGCCAACAUUUUCCUCAUUCAACAUCAGAGAAUUCCAACUAGAGAAAAGUCCUGUGAGUGUGUUGAAGUUGGGGCAUGGGGAGGAAUAUAGUGUUUACCCAUGGCCUGCAUCUUACUGGUCAGGUACAAAUAAUGAAUAUGGAAAAGCUUACAGCCAUUGUUCAAAUAUUACACUAUAUCAGGGAAUUCACAUAGGAUAAGAACUCUUCACAUGAAAUGAUUCUAAGAAUGACUUUAACUGUUGCUCAUUUCUUACACAACACUGAGGAAUUAAUACUAAAGAAAGGAAGAUUAAAAGGAAACAAAUGGGGCUUGGGACUUUUAACUUUGAGGAAAGCUCUGUUCCGUGAAAGAAGUCUAGCCAUACCAAGACUAUAAUCCUAGCAAGUCUAUGUGUAAGACACCCUGUUUAACAGCUGGAGCUGAGCUCCCAGCCAUCAGCUAACAUGAGCUGCCAACCAUGUAAGUAAGUGAGGCCUCUUGGACAUCUAGUCAAGACUUCAGAUGACUGUGGACCCUACUAACAUAAAACUGGAACCACAAGAACUGCCCGGCUGAGGUCUUCCCAAAUUCCUGGCCAGCAACCAACAAAAUGGUCAGGCUUUUUAACUAAAAACAAUUUUUUUUUUUUUGAGACGAAGUUUCUCUCUGUCACCCAGGCUGGAGUGCAAUGGCAUAGUCUUGGCUCACCGCAACCUCUGCUUCCCUGGUUCAAGCAAUUCUCCUGCCUCAGUAGCUGGAAUUUCAUGGGCCUGCCACCAUGCCUAGCUAAUUUUUUUUGUGUGUGAGAUGGAGUUUCGCUCUUGUUGCCCAGGGUGGAGUGCAAUGGCUCAAUCUCGGCUUACUGCAACCUGCGCCUCCCAGGUUCAGGCAAUUCUCCUGCAUCAGCCUCCCAAGUAGCUGAGAUUACAGGCAUGCGCCACCACUCCCAGGUAAUUGUUUCAUUUUUAGUAGUGACAUGGUUUCUCCAUGUUGGUCAGGCUGGUCUCAAACUCCCAACCUCAGAUGAUCUGCCCACCUCGGCCUCCCAAAGUACUGAGAUUACAGGCAUAAGCCAGCAUGCCCAGCCAACUAAAAACAGUUUUAUUUUUAUUUAUUAAAAAAGUUUUUAUUUAACUUAAUUGUUUUAUUAAAAGGGAAAGUAAUUUUUUAGUGUCUAUUAGGAUAUAAUAAAAAUAAAGGUAUAAGGCUGUGCUAGGUGGCUCAUGCCUGAAAUCCCAGCACUUCGGGAGGUGGAGGAUCACUUGAGCCCAGGAGUUCGACACCGGCCUGGGAAACACGGCAAAACCCCAUCUCUACAAAAAAUUAGCCAGGCAUGGUGGCACGUUCCUGUAGUCCCAGCUACUCGGGAGGCUGAGUGGGAGGAUCACUUGAGCCUGGGAGGCAGAGGUUGCAGUGAGCCAGGAUAGCACCAGUGCACUCCAGCCUGGGUAACAGAGUGAGACCCUGUUUCAAAAAUAAAUAAAUAAAGGUAUAAAUAUCUGGAUUCUAGAGUCAGUAAACAAAGAUACGGUGAUUGCUACUAGGUGAUUUUGGCGUGAAAAAAAAAAAUGGCCGUAAAAUACAGUUGAAGAUUUGGCUGUAUUUUUGGCUUACGAUUACAUAUCUUAACAACUCAAUUGAGGGGUUCAUAUAUGUUCUCUUGCAUUUUUUGGCACUAAAUUACAUUCGCAUACAUCCCAAUUUUGCACACACACAAAAAUGAAUAUAGCCCCCAAAAGACCAGCUGCAGAUAAUGCAGUCCAUCCUCAAAAGACCCUGUGCUGUCAUUUCUCAUGACGUUCAGUUAACAAAAGCACAGAGAGAAAUCAAGGUAUGAAAUCUAAUGAAUGUCCAUGAAAGAGGUACUUUUGAAUGCUUUAAAGAAAGUCUAAAUGAAGUUGUGGUUUUUUUCUUUUUUUUUGUUUUGUUUUUUGUUUGUUUGCUUGUUUGUUUUAUGACAGAGUCUCGUACUGUCGGCCGGGCUGCAGUGCAAUGACACGAUCUUGGCUCACUGCAACCUCCGCCUCCUGGAUUCAAGUGAUUCUCCUGCCUCAGCCUUCCAAGUACCUGGGCUUAUAGGCACCUGCCACCAUGCCCAGCCAAUUUUUUGUAUUUUUAGUAAAGUUUCACUGUGUUGGCCAGGCUGGUCUCAAACUCCUGACCUCGUGAUCUGCCUGCCUCUGCCUCCCAAAGUACUGGGAUUACAGGUGUGAGCCACCGUGCCCGGCCUUUUCUUUUUCUUUUCUUUUUUUUUAUUCUUUUGUUUACUUCAGUUUUAUGUGGAAUUCUGUUUUGUUUUGUUUUCAGACAGAGUCUUGCUAUGUCACCCAGGUUGGAGUGCAGUGGCGCGAUCUUGGCUCACUGCAACUUCCACCUCCCGGGUUCAAGCGAUUCUGCUUCAGCCUCCUGAGUAGCUGGGACUAUAGGCACAUGCCACCACACCUGGAUAAUUUUUUAAUUUUUAGUAGAGAUGGGGUUUCACCAUAUUGACCAGGCUUGUCUCAAACUCCUGACCUCAAGAUCCACCUGCCUUGGCCUCCCAAAGUGCUGGGAUUACAGGCAUGAGCCACCACACCUGGCCUCUUUUUUUCUUUUCUUUCUUUUUGAGAUGGAGUUUUGCUUUUGUUGCCCAGGCUGGAGUGUAAUGGCAUGAUUUCAGCUCACUGCAACCUCCAUCUCCUGGGUUCAAGCGAUUCUCCUGCCUCAGCCUUCCAAGUAGUUGAGAUUAUAGGUGCCCACCAUCACACCUGGCUAAUUUUUUGUAUAUUUAGUAGACACGGGGUUUCAUCAUGUUGGCCAGGCUGGUUUCAAACUCCUGACCUCAGAUGAUCCACGCACCUCAGCCUCCCCAGGUUCUGGGAUUAGAUGAGUGAGCCACUGUGCCCGGCCGAAGUUGUAUUUUCUAAAGCUAUUUACUUAUAAGCUGCUUCUCCUUAGGAAAAUUUGGCCCUAUGGUUUAUAUUUUGGCAUGAAACAACAUUGGGCUAUAUUCCAGAAUCCUGCUUGAAAAUUCUUUUGAAGAAAUCAGAAAUUUUUUCUGCACUUUUUUUUUGAGACAGGUUCUCAUUUUGUCACCUAGGCUGGAGUACAAUGGUGUCAUAGCUCACUGUAGACUUGAAUUCCUGGACUCAAAUGAUUCUCCUGCCUCAGCCUCCCAAGUAGUCAGGACUACAGGCGUGUGCCAUCACUCUCAGUUAAUUUUUUUUAAUACAUAUUAUACAUAUGGGGUCUUGCUGUGUUGCCCAGGCUGGUGUCAAACUCCUGGCCUCAAGCAGUCCUCCCAGUUUGGCCUCCUAAAGUGCUGGGAUUACAGGUGUGAGCGAUUUCACUCACUUGAGAGAUUUUUCGUGUUAUGAAUUGAUAAAUACAGCAUUGCAUCACUUAAUGGGGAUGCAUUCUGAGAAAUGCAUCAUUAGGCAGUGUCACGAAUGUGUAAGCAUCACAGGAUACAGAUACAAACCUAGAUGGUACAGCCUACUACAGACCUAAGCUCUAUGGUAUAGCCUGUUGCUCCUAGGCUACAAAUCUGUACUGCAUGUUACUGUGCUGAAUACUAUAGCCAACUGUAACACAAUGGUAACUAUUUGUAUAUGUAAACCUGUAUAUAACCUAAAUAUAGAAAAGGUACAGUAAACAUAUGGUACUAUAAUCUUAUGAGACCAUCACUGUAUAUGCAUCAUGGAACGAAAUGUCAUAUGGUGCAUGAGUAUUUUUCAUCCAACUUUAUUGCUUAGUGAAGUUUGGGCAGCUCUAAGGAGCAAACAUGGUUAUGGACUCUAAGUCAACUUGGCCUAAAUACAUAUGACAAAAUAGAUGUGAUUUUGCAAAUUCAUAUUUUGUAGACCUGACUGCAAGGUCAUAAGACAUAUGCAUUCAUCAGUUCAAAGGACUAACAAGACUCCACAGAGCAUACCCAGGAAAUGCUUUUACUUAGAAGUAAAGGAUGUGGCUCAGCAAAAGAAAGGGAAAAUAAGCAUUGGGGCUUAGAAUCAUCGAGGAGCAUGCUCUUCAGUGGUUUUAUUCAUACACAGACUGCACCCUGUAUCUGAACUGAACCACCAAGAGCUGUAUGAAGCUUGGUUUGGGGAGAGCUGAUGGCAGGACUUCUUGGCAUGGGUUUUUUUGUUUGUUUGUUUUUGAGAUGGAGUUUCGCUCCUGUUACCCAGGCUGGAAUGCAAUGGCACGAUCUUGGCUCACCGCAACCUCCGCCUCCUGGGUUCAGGCAAUUCUCCUGCCUCAGCCUCCUGAGUAGCUGGGAUUACAGGCACGUGCCACCAUGCCCAGCUAAUUUUUUCUAUUUUUAGUACAGACGGGGUUUCACCAUGUUGACCAGGAUGGUCUCCAUCUCUUGACCUUGUAAUCCACCUGCCUCAGCCUCCCAAAGUGCUGGGAUUACAGGCAUGAGCCACCGCGCCCGGCCUGUUUGUUUUUGAGAUGGAGUCUCACUCUGUUGCCCAGGCUGGAGUGCAAUGGUGCAAUUUCAGCCUACUGCAACCUCCGCUUCCCAGGUUCAAGUGAUUUUCCUGUCUCAGCCUCUCAAAUAGCUGGGAUUACAGGCAUGUGCCACCAUGACCAGCUAAUUUUUGUGUUUUUUGUACAGAUAGGGUUUUGCCAUGUUGGCCAGGCUCCUGACCUCAGAUGAUCCAUCCACUUUGGCCUCCCAAAGUGCUGGGAUUACAGGCAUGAGCCACUGUGCCCAGCCACUGUACGAGUUUUUAUGCCCCUCUGUUCACUUGCUACGUGGUCAAGCCAGGCUAUCUAACUGGUUAUGUGAGUUUAAAAAAGUUAAAAAGCCAUCAUAAACAAAUUGGCUCUGGGAGUCUCCCAGGGAGUAUCAGACUUUAACCAACACCUCAUAUAGUCAAUCAUAUUAUCCCAACCGAGAGUCAGAGCCAGACAUCCAGGCAUCAUGGAGAUAAUGUUAGAGCUUUGCAGUCUGACUGUAAAUCAGCUCCAUCCUACAAACAUAGUUCCUAUAACUGCUGUGUAUUUCCUUAUAGUGUAUGUAAACAAGCAUAUCUCCUUACCCUCUCUGUCCCCAGUAUCAGAUAGUGCACAGUGCAUCUCAAAUGUGAUCAUUUCUUGCCAGGUAACACUUGAAUUUCUCUACUAUUUCUGGUCUAGCAAUAGAGCCAGGCUUGCCAUGGCUACUUCAGAAGUAAUAUGCAACAGCAAAAAGCACAGGCUCUAACACUAGUCUUCAACAUUCACCUGGGAUGCUCUACCAUUUGAGAUAUUCAUCAGUUUAUAAUCAGGCUUUUCAAAACUCUAGGUAUGUGACAAUACCAAGUGCUGACAAAAAUGUGGAACGACUGGAACUUUUUUUUUUUUUCAACUUUUAUUUUAGAUCAGGAGUACAGGUGCGGGUUUGUUACUGGAACUCUCAUACAUUGCUAAUGGGAAAGGCAAAAUGGUAAAGCCGUUCUGGAAAACAAUAUGCCAGCCUCAAAAAGUUACACACCCUAUAUGACCCAGCAAUCCCACUUAUAAGUAUUUAUCCUAGAAAAAUGGAAAAUUAUGUGCACACAAAAACCUGUACAUGAGUAAGUGUCAUUUACAAUUUGGAAAGCUGGAGACAAGCAGAUGUUCUUCAGUGUGUAAAUGGAUACACUGUGGUACAUUCAUAGGAUGGAAUUCUACACAAUAACAACAACGAGCUACUGAAACAUGCAACAACGUAGGUGAACCUUGAAUGCAUUACGCUAAAGGAAAUAACCCAGUCCCAAAAAGUUAUGUACUGUAUGAUUCCUUCUAUAUGACGUGCUGGAAAAAGCAAAAAUAUAACGACAGAAAACGGAUCAAAGAUUGCUGAGUGUUUGGGGUGGGGUGGGAUCUGAAUACAAAGGGGGUGCAUGAGGGAAUUCUUUGAGGUGUUGGAAUUGUUUUGUAUCCUGCUUGUGGUCAUAGAUAACAAAAAUCUAUGCAUGUGUAAAAAAUAGAAGUAUACAUACGAGAAGGUGAACUGUACUGUCUGUAAUUUAAAUAAAUAAAAACCCUAGCUCUGCUUCAUCAGCAGCAGUACCUCCUGA
This is a messenger RNA of Callithrix jacchus (white-tufted-ear marmoset), 8968 nucleotides long. It is a transcript of the gene ZNF382, whose product is annotated as zinc finger protein 382. Gene Ontology annotation, biological process: regulation of transcription by RNA polymerase II. Lineage: Eukaryota; Metazoa; Chordata; Mammalia; Primates; Cebidae. Gene Ontology annotation, cellular component: nucleus. The record is from RefSeq and is a predicted model, not a curated record. Gene Ontology annotation, molecular function: DNA-binding transcription activator activity, RNA polymerase II-specific; RNA polymerase II cis-regulatory region sequence-specific DNA binding.